GUCCGGUUUUGGUAUCGACGAGCAAUGCUGCGAGUGCUACGAUAGUGGGAAAAAAAUCCCUCCACCCCAGCCUCCAAUUUUGCCCAGGUUUCGGGCGAUGCGAGAGCGGUCAUGCCGGCGUCACUGCUCUGGGCGGUGGACAGCGGUGGCCGGGUGUCCACCCUGUCCACGGGCGGUGUGCGGUGGCAGGAGCUGCCGUACUCCGGGAUCGACCUCAAGAGGGUGUCGGCGCUGCGUUCGUGCGCUUGGGGGGUGGCCAGCGACCACCAGGUGUACGUGUUCGUUCCACAAGGGGACGUUCCCAUACGGGUGCCUGAGGUCACCUACGAGAAUCAGCGCUGGAACCCAAGGGAGGGCUUCUGCUCGCGUCUGCUUCCGACGGACCGCCCCAGCUGGAGCAGCCAGGACGGACUCGUAGCCCGGUCCAAGGAGUCCAUCCGACUCCCGUCGUCCGGAUGGCAGUGGGAGGGCUGCUGGUACAUCGAGGACAACCUGGACGGACAGCCGCUCGGAAGCGAGGGCUGGAGUUACUGCGUGGACUUUCCGUUCACGUACACCCUCGAGAAGAAGUGGAACUCCAUGGUCCGCCGUCGGAAGUGGAUCCGGCAUCGGCGGUACGUGGCCACGGACCGUUGGGCCAAGAUUGAAGGCGUCCAUUCGGAUCCCAUUGCGGAACCGUUUGUGGACAUUGCCGUUGGCGGGAACGAGGUCCCCGGUGGAGAUCCGGACCACGUCAUCGUUUGGGCCGUCACCGUGCAGGGACGUGUGAUGUUCCGAAAUCACGUGACGCGCCUGUGUCCGGAGGGCACCAGUUGGUCCCACAUCCCCGUCCCCGAGAGCUCGGAAGUGACCCAGGUGUCGGUGGGGCCGACGGGUCUGACCUGGGCUGUGGCCUGGAACGGCACCGCCCUCGUCCGGCUGGGGGUGUCCCGGGAGAACUACGCAGGGUCGGACUGGGCAGAGGUGGCCGCUCCGGAGAACGACGACAAGCUGCUCCAGGUGGCCGUCGGACACAACACUCUUUGGGCCGUCGGGAGAAGCGGGACGGUCUGGUUCCGUAAGGGCAUUCACGGAGACGACUUGGGCUGUCGUGCCUCCAUUACGGGCUCUGGCUGGGUGAAGAUGGUGGGUGAGAUGGCUAUGAUCAGCGUUGGCCCCAACGACCAGGUGUGGGGCAUCACGCGCGACGACCGUCGCCUGACCUUGCGCACGGGGGUGACCCUGCACGAGGCAUGCGGCCGGGAGUGGAAGGAGAUAGUCGCUCCUUUCGGAAACGCUCCGAGCCGCUCCAGCAGUCUGACCUCUCUGGCUUCCCUGGGUAGCCUGAGGCUGACCUCAUCGCCGGCCGCCCCGACGCAAUUGACGAUGGUCACGGCGACGUUGGUGGAGGCGAACGACGCCAAGGGAUUCACGUUUGAACGGAAGGCUGUCUCUCUGCAAGGGUCGCCUUCGAGCUCAUUGGGAGAGGUCGGCUCCCCCGCGAAGCGGGAUUGGGUGGAUUCUAUCGCAGAGCGGCCUCUGAUUCACUCGUCCUCUGGUGAUCUUGCGGACUGUUCCGGCGUGAUACUGUCUGGGGACUGGUCGGCGUCGAGGGAGCUCAUUGGCUCGGUGAUGUGGUCGUGGGUGAGCGGCACCGCUUGCACCAUCGACUACCCCAACUCACUGCCGGCGUGGUUCAGUCCAACUGGCAGUCGACACAACAGUGGUGGGCAGAAGGAGUCGGCCGCGUGGCGUCGGACCGUGCUCGCCCGGCUCAAGGACCGACGGAAAAAGGAAACGGAAGACUAUCCUAAUUACGACAGCGCCGUCGAAAAGACAACCUGGGUGAAGACUACGGUGACGCUUCUGUGGCGCGAUACGCCACCCUGCCAGUGGGUGCGCUGCAAACUGGAGCUGGAGAGGCACAGCUCGGAGUCCGAAGACUGCGACGGGUCGGCUAUCUUGCGACUCCUCUACAGCCACGGCGGAUCGGACAAAAAGAUGGUGAUCAACAUGGCAGACGUGGUGUCCGUCUCUGACGUGUCCGACCGGGAGCGCCGCAUGGGGGGCAUCUACACAGAAACGAUGAACAGCAAGGGCACCUUCGUCAAGGUCGCCUUCGGCUCGGACCGCGAAUUCGAAGACUGGUUGGCAGCGCUGAACGUCGCGACCUGCGAGACGAGGGGCGUGACCGGCGCUGCGCGUCCUGCCUCCGCGUGGGGCAUCUCUCUGCGAGGGGACGUUUUUGUGCACGACUCCGACGCCGCCGACGAGAGCACGCGACCGUCGGAUCUGUUCUGGCGCCACCUGGGGGGUGGCCACUUUCGGGUGGUGGAGUCGUGCCCACUCGGCGUCACCUGGGCCCUGGGCCACGACAACACAGCGUGGGCCUACACGGGCGGCUACGGCGGAGGCGUCUUCAGAGGGAUGACCGGCCACAACGAGAAGGUGGGUCCAAUGACGGACGUCAAGUCGGUGCUCAUCUACGAGAACCAGCGCUGGAAUCCCUUCUCCGGCUUUGCGGCGCGGGGGCUGCUGACCGACCGGUACAUGUGGAGCGACCGGUCUGGCCUGGUGGAAUGCACCAAGGAGGGAACCCGGCUGGACUCCGCCCACUGGCACUGGGUGUCUGAUUGGGCCGUGGACUACCGCGCCCCGGGCGGGGUGGACGGGGAUGGCUGGCAGUAUGCGCGAGACUUCCCGUUCACCUACCACGCCCACAAGGGGAUGACGGACUAUGUACGCCGGAGGCGCUGGUUCAGGUUGUGCAAGCUUCACACCACCGGUCCCUGGGUGGAAGUGGAGCCGAUGGCCCUGCGAGACGUAUCACUCCAGACAGACUGCCGCAGCGGACCAAUAGCACUCUGGGCGGUGUCCUACAAUGGAGAGGCUGUCUACAGGAAGGGGGUCUCUCAGGAUUGCCCCAAGGGAACGUCGUGGGUGCACGUGGCAGCCGAGCAGCAGUUUGAGUCCAUCAGCCUGGGUGCUGGACUUCGUCUCUGGGCAGUGGGCAGGGAUGGCUCCGCCUACUUUCGCAACGGAAUCACGCUCAACAAUCCAACAGGUUCGGCUUGGUUCCACGUGGAGCCACCACCAGGGGGAUCGCCUUUGGUUCAAGUCUCGGUGGGCCAAACGGCGGUGUGCGCCGUCGACGCGUCGGGAAAGCUUUGGCGCCGCCUGGAGGUGAUGGAGUUUUUUCCCGAAGGAACGGAGUGGGCCCUGGUGUCUGCAAACGUGCGGUCUGUCUCCGUUGGGCCGUCCGAUCAGAUUUGGGCAGUUGUGGACAUAGUGCUCAACAGGAGGAAUAUCCUUCACCGCGUCCUUGCUAGGAGGGAGGGAGUCACUAUGGACAACCCCAUUGGAACUCACUGGGAAAGUGGUUUCGGGAUGAGCUGGCAGUAUGUGUCGGUACGUGGCAGCUGUCCCUCCGAGUCCCUAGUCACGUGAUCCAAGGACUUCUCGAAAUCCUAACCCUCCGAACAAAUUUCAAAAUGGUUCACACUAUUAGUGCCAAUGCACGAAGAAGGAGUCCUCAAAACUAGACUAGAAGAUAGGACAGGAAAGCAUGCUUUCGUUCUUGGUAAGACACAUGGGCUUACGUGAAACAAGUGUGCUUCGGGAGUGCUCAGUUGGACGUGCUUUGUUUGCACAGUGCAUAAAUUUAAGCAUGAGUGCUCACACCACUGCACUUGAGUACUUUCCAUGUUUCACAUAAUUGACCAUGCCAGGCCUUCUUGGAUGACGAAACAUAAUGUGAUCUAAGUCAUUUUGUGUAGGAUGCCAUGCUUGUUCGAAGUGUUCCCGGUGAAUUUUGUGAGAUAGCAGGUAUUAGCUGGUUGAUUGCGUUUCCAGUCAUUUUGGAAGGGCCGUAUUGAAAGGUUUGAAAUGAAGUCUUUGGGGUGACAGUCGUUUCAUGUGACACCUUAAGAAGCGCGGUCGGAGUAAUUUACGUCCUUGUACAUGAGAUUUUUUGAGGUGAUUAUAACAUGAAGGUGUAUCAUAUUUUAGUCUUAUUUGUGAGUAGUACUAUGUCGUUGUAUGUUUGAACAUUCGUUCUUGUUAUCACCCAGCCAAUGCGAGAUCUCGGCACUUGCCCGAGUGGCUUCCUUGUUCGAGUUUAUAUUUCUCGACAGUGUGGCUCUGUCAUGGCUGAGGUAUAUUGUCAACAGUACGACUUACAAUAUCUCAAGGUGCUCACCUUAUGGUAUGAAGUAUUCCAAGAACCUAAAUUUUCGACAUCCGGCCAAAUCUCUCGACACUGUGUGUGCCAUGGCCACCAACACUGGUGUGUUCUCUUGCUACUACCUAGUCAUGUUGCCACAUACAUCAGGCAACCAUGCCUUCUGGGUCUGUUCUGUGACUGCGUUUACGAUUAGCAGUGGUUGUUGAGUGCACCUUUACGACUGUACCCGUCGUGUACUAUUUGUGUUGAUAACUCCAAAGGAAGGUUUAUUUUUCAGGGUCAUUUUUCGUUUUCUUUAGAGAUAUGAUUGUCAAAGGUUGUGAUUGAGGGUUCAUUGAAAGAAGGUUGCCAACAUUGUUGGAAGAGUGGGCCAUGGUCGUACACUAAAGGUUGUUAAAAUAUAGGGCUACAAAGUGGAGGCACUGCCAAGUAGUCACAAAUAGUUUGAGAACCGGAGGGUUUGCCUCUUGCUUGAUGAGACUGCAGACUCAAUCGUAAUCCCGGGAACGUGAAAAGCCAGGUUCAGAAUUACUCUCGCUAUUCAUGUCACAAAAGUGGGUGGUUAAGUACCAUGCCAAACAACCCUGGCGGAACACCCAUUGAUGCAACUGAAAUUCAAAAUAGUAAUACAAGGCAUCGAGACAGUUCCGACUUUGCCACGCAACAGUGAUAUGGGAUUAUGGUCAAUGUUGAAAUUUCAUCCACAAUCUUUGAUGUAUCGUGAUUGACCUGGACAUUCCUUUAUUGCAUGUUUAGCAACCUACCAUCAUACUGCGUUUUUGCUCGUUGGGUGCAGUGACGUUUACUCACCGAGUUGUAGCAGUGUAUUAUAUAAGUGACAGCAAGCCAUUGUUGCAGACCAGUUAUAGUUUAGAACGAUGCAGAAUACCAAAGUCUUUUUAACAAAUUUAGUAUUUGUUUUGCAAGUGUUUACCAUCAAAGAGAAAGCAUGCAGGCAAGAUGUUGAGAAAACAUUGAUUUUUAUCUACACUUUGAGACGAGUAGUGUUGUUGUCUGUUUUCCCUUGUCUCAGGGUUCAGAUUAUUGUUUGCUGUAGGCUUACUGAAAUGACAAGAGGACUUAACUAAAACUUAACUUUGCUCUUCACUGAGGAUAUUGUUCCCAUCGUUUUAUUAGUUUUCAUGUUGAGUGUGGUGAUUUUCAACUAUGGCACUACUACAUAUCUUAUCUAAAAUGGUGACUUCGAUCUCCGAUGAAAGUGUACCGGUUCUUUAUUCUGGUUUUCCUUCUCCACAUAUUUGUUUGUUGUCAUUCCAGAGGAACAUAGUUUAGUUUAAUGGGAUGCUUCAUCGAACAUCGGCCAAACGCUUUAAGCAAAAACCAUGCAUCACACACAAAAAAAAGUCGGUGUGUGGGUAUGUUUAUACAGCCUGAACUUAGUCUGUCUCAAUGGACGGCUUGUCUCUCAGCUGUAGAUGAGCAAUUUAGCCAGUGCAGUACAACUGCUAGCUUGGGGUCUUUAACGUGCACCACCCAGUAAUGAUACGCAACCGCACACCGCUACGGUGCUCAUCCAGAUCGAAACAGCUAGGGGUGGGAAUUGAACCCAGAAUCCCUGGGUUCAAUCCCCACCCCACUGGUACCGUAAUAGUCACCUUUAAGGAGCCCAUUUAUUGAGCUACAUAGCCUCUAGGAUGACCAAAUUCUUAAUUUGUUUUGUGUAAUUAACUUUCUAAUUAUUAAAAAUAAGCAUAUACUUUCAACUAGAAACUUUCUCGACAUCAUGGAAAACCCCCAAUACAUUCAAUUUGGGAAAGAUUUGGAGCGUGUGCUUUCUUUUCUUGGAUUCCGAAAACACAUAACUUGGAUUAGCCAGCACAGUUUUUUUGUUGUUUCUUAUAAACCACAUUUCCGCUCCACAAUCCUUGCGCCUGCUGCAUAAGCGACAAUCGGCACCAUGUUUCUCAUGCACUGCAAGUCUUUAGUGGUUUUUGAUGACGCUCAGGAAGUUUCCAUCUGCAACUUUAUGUUUACUUUUAAUAAUCAAAAAGAUAAAUAUGCGAACAUAAUUAUUAGAAACGAAAUGGACCAGCGAAGCGCAUGGCCCCGCGUGUCCGUGGCGCCAUCUGCCGAGAAAAGCGGUUUGUCUGGUGUUGCGAGUUGCACAUGUGCACAGCUGAGCCAAGCACUUGGCGGCUGUUCGAGCUCGGUGCACAACCCCCGAUAGCUGAUCAACGAUGGCCAUGAGCUUGCAGCAUGACAGCGUUUUUAUUUGUCUUCUUUGCAGUAGCAUAAACAGAUUUAUCCGUUUCCAAAGGUUAAAGUUGUAAACAAAGUGACCACCACUUGCAGUUAUCUCACUGUUCGUACUAAACAAAUGUGUGGUGUCAUGGCAGAUGUCGCAGUAGGUACACGAGACCACACGCUCCGCUGGUCCGUUUCGUUUCGUUGAGCACUGUACAUCUCUAGAGUGUCCCCUCGGCAGUGACUAAUAUCGUUAUUCCGCACCACGCAUAUUUUUCUUAGAAACAUUUUGGCCGAUGUUCGAAGGAAUAUCCAGUAUUUCAUUGCCCAUUGUCUUUUUAUUUCAGUUAGUAGGUCUGUUUUCACAUAAAAAAUCUUAAUCAUACAUGUGUAAAUUCGCAGUUUGUAGCGCAUUAGUUUUAGUAUUUAUUUCAGACAGCGUGUCAGCAAGUUGUGCCAGCAAGUAGUAUGAAAAUAUCUGACAGCACACACGGUUUUGUAAGCACUCCAGAACUACGCAAUGGCCCAUACAGCACCAUCUGUUCUGUUUGUAAAUACAUUGUGGCCGAUAUUUCUUUUUCAACACGAUUGUUACUCGGUUCCAAUAAACAAGAGGGAACAAACCAUGA
This is a messenger RNA of Ixodes scapularis (black-legged tick), 6996 nucleotides long. It is a transcript of the gene Pex23, whose product is annotated as tectonin beta-propeller repeat-containing protein 1. NCBI's taxonomy places the organism in Eukaryota, Metazoa, Arthropoda, Arachnida, Ixodida, Ixodidae. Gene Ontology annotation, cellular component: membrane. Bases 112 to 3426 code for a protein of 1104 amino acids. The transcript has 23 exons. The record is from RefSeq and is a predicted model, not a curated record.